CUUUCUCUCCCUCUUCUGUUGUCUGCUGCAGAGUCAUUUUCUCCAGCCUCUCCCUCUCAUCGAUGCUACACCAUCUUUGUGCCUUAGUCUCUGACUUUCUACAGGAGCCAUGCAAGCUUUUGUUUACAGGUCUUAUCUAGCUCCGGUCAAGGACGAAGAAGCUGAAUCGCAGAGGAAGGCAAAGUCCCGUCAUGCCAGGCAAACUCGCAGGUCAACGCAGGGUGUGACACUAACAGAGCUAAAAGAGGCUCAGAUGAGCUAUAGCCUGUCUUAUCAAGACAGAGAGAACGAGGAAGAAAACCCUCAAGGAAACAGGCUGUGUCUGAGAAGAGGCUUUGCAGAUGACUCUGGAGAUCAGAGGGGCCUGCUUGAGUCCAAAGAAACAUCUGAGGCUACUCUAAGCUGGCGUCAAAUAGACAAAGAGGGGAACAUUAGCAAGGGGUUAGAGAGUGUUGCAGAGUCUCCAAACCUGACAAAUUUGUCUGCAUCUGGAUUGUAUGCUUUGCCUCAAACCUACAGCUUCUUUGAAGUUGGUGAGAGAAGGUGGAACGAUGAAAAUCAGAAUCCGUUCGAAGAUGCACCACAGGUAUCAUACACUACAAAGAUCCGGCAAAGAUACCACGUCUCUGAUGCUGAUGGCAUGGAGCAUGAAAGACUGUUGAGAUAUGACUCUACUGGAGAAAAUGCCACAGACAAACCUUUGGGCCGCACCAGCUCUUACACAAGAAGAGAGGCGAGGCUGGCAGCUCUCAAUAAACAGGAGGAAGACUCCACUGCCAAAGACUAUAAGAAGAUGUAUACAGAAGCUUUGCAAGAGAAUGAAAGACUCAAGUCUAAGCUGCAGGACAGCAAACAGGAGUUAGUGAAGAUCCGUUCCCAACUGGAGAAAGUUGCUCAGAGGCAGGACAGACUUUCAGAGCGAUCUACAGUUCUUGAAACAGAGAAAAGGGAAAAACAAGCUCUUGAGAAAAGAGUCACAGACAUGGAAGAUGAAGUAAAGCAGGCACCCACAAUGCGCUUCCGCUGUGGGUACCAGCCCUGAGACAUGGCUUUCUCAGGGAAGGGGGAUGGUCUUAAAAGAACUUAAGUCAGACAACCAGAGGCUGAAGGAUGAGAAUGGGGCUCUCAUUCGAGUCAUCAGCAAGCUGUCCAAGUGAAAAGAUAUCUACAGCUUUUCUUCUGGUGCUUCACUCUUCAUACAACUAUUUAAUUAUUCACAAGUUUAGUUAUAAUUAUUUUCCUUUAAGUGUUUUUCAUAUCCACAAGGGACCAAGUUUACCACUUGGAAGACUGUUUCUGAUGAAGCAUAAACACCCUUUUUACACCUUUACAGCACCAAACUUUGAUGUAUUAUUAGGGGAUAGUUUGCAUGGACCAACAAAAACUGGUGAAUAUCCUUGUAGUUGAAGAACAUGGAUUACAUAAAUUUUUAAAUAUUUGAAAAAUGUGCAUUCAGUCACCUUUUUUUAUAUUAAAACUGCAAGUCUUUGAGGUAGGAACUGUGUAUCUUUGCAGCACUUCCAGUGUAACCGUUGACCUCUAAGCUACUUUCAGUACUAAUUCUCCCCUUGCCUGGUCUAGAGGUUUAGAAGGAUGGUGAAGUCUUGAUAGAUUUUCAGUUGUUCCAAACUUUUGAUUUAUGGACCCUUUUUUUUUAUAACUUAUCCCCGCUGUAAACAUUUCAAUAACUCUAUCCCUGACCUACCUGGUGUAUUCAUUGGUUUCCAUGAUGCUGUUUAUUGUGUGACGACUUCGAAAAAUACUUUCAUAGAUCAGUGGUAUUAAAUUAAGGGUGGCCAAAAGGUGCAAACACACUGCAAAUAGAUAAAUAGUGUUUGCAUUACUUUAUGUAUUUGCAACUUUCAGCCACUGUAUACAUUGACUUUUGAAAGCAAGAACUUGCACAAUGUUUUUUAAGGUGUGAUGAUGAAAGGAGUUGACCGUGUAUUUCUCAACACAAAUGAAAACCAUGUAUCCUUUUCUCACGACUUUACAGCUAUGAGUUACUUUAAGAUGCUCUGCAUAUAAAAUCCCAAAUAAAUAAAUUAAAAUUUGUGGUGGUCAUUUGAGAAAAUGCUGAAAAAUGAGGAGUCUUUUUUUUCCCCAAAAGAUAUUGUACGUUUAAGGUCCAGUUCAAGCAAACUAAGGUUUGCUUAACCUUACACAGUAAUAUAUUAUAUCAUAUACUGUUGUACUGAUGGUUCAUGUUUGUUGAUAGACAUUGCAGCACAUUUGUUUAUUAGUUCUUAACAGUUGGUUAUUUUACUGGAAUUAAUUAAUGGACUUGGAAAUAAAUGUUAAAAAUGUCUCCCAUAUUAUGUUGAGAAUAGAAAAUGUGUUCCUAUAAAGAGUAGUAAAACCUAAACAUAAAUAUUUGGGAUUAGGUUUGGGUGAAUUGAGAAUUUCCUCUGAUAUAACUUAGCUAAGCAAAGUUCAGUGCCUCACAGAUAUAGAAUUCAUAUUUUCAAAACUCCCCAACAUUCUAAGAGACACAAAACACAUUUAAUCUAAACCAAAAGGACAGAGUACAGGGCACAUCCAUUCAGUUGAUUUUGUUUACAAACAACCCUGAACGCGAAAAAAAAAAUUAUAAAAUGCAUUUUUGUCAUCCCAAAUCUCACUGAAAGUACUGCAUUCUAAAGAGACAUCUCUAUCAAUAAAAAAAUCAGGUCAAUAUGAAUUCCUUUAUAAAAAAACAGUAAUUUUUACACAUAUUUCUCAUUUUGUUGCUUCAGAAGAGUUUUAAUUUAAUGGCUGAUCUUAUGCAACAUUUUAAAUAUA
Messenger RNA from Cyprinodon tularosa, 2781 nucleotides. Its product is annotated as protein phosphatase 1 regulatory subunit 12B. The transcript is spliced from 12 exons. Bases 110 to 1042 code for a protein of 310 amino acids. NCBI's taxonomy places the organism in Eukaryota, Metazoa, Chordata, Actinopteri, Cyprinodontiformes, Cyprinodontidae. Gene Ontology annotation, cellular component: A band; Z disc; cytoplasm. The record is from RefSeq and is a predicted model, not a curated record. Gene Ontology annotation, molecular function: phosphatase regulator activity; enzyme inhibitor activity; protein kinase binding.